AUGUUUCUAUCAAAAGUUAUGAAUAACGCUGUUGAAAUAAUUGUACCUCACAUAAAAACCAAAGUCGAAAAAUUAGAGGAAGAAUGGAAGUAUAUACAACGCUUUUACAAUUCUUCGAAUAAUAAAGAUUUGUCGAAAUCAAAGUUAUUUUCUAAAGAACUUUCCAAUCAUCUUGAAAAUAUGAUUCGGUACAUCAAAGAAGAAGAUAUUAAGAUUCGGAUGUCAUCUAAUCAAUUUGCAAACCGACAUUGUAUUGAUUUUAUUCUGGAAAAAAAUGUUUUACUUUGUUUGGUUAACUAUGCACAAAAUGACUCUUUUAUAAAAAUUGAAGUGGUCAAAUUCUUUACACAUUUUGUAACAUGUAUUCAACCAUUAUUACUUUCUGCUAUGCACAAUCCGCUUGAACAACUAAUAUCUUUAUUAAGUGAAAUUGAUGAAAAUGAUAUCAUGCUGAAACAAGAAUUGGUUAAAUUAAUUCACGUUGUUAUAAGACAUGUAAUAAGUUUACCUGAAUUACUUGUGUUGUAUUUUAAAAAUGACGAUAAAGAUAAGUCGAAAUUUCCAAUGUUUUCAAUACUAUUGAAUUGCAUAAAUACUCCAGGGCAAAUUGGACGUGUGUCUAGAGAAGCAUUAUCCAUGAUCAUUCUCUUAUGUAAAGAUGAUAAAUGUUUCUGUUCUUUUUUAUUGAAUGAAACACAGUUCUUUGAAAUUUUGAAUUUUCAGCUAAAGAUAGCAUUUGCUGCAUUACCAAACACAAAUACUCUAAUUGUGAUUACAAAUGCAAACAAUGUUGCUACAAAUUCUCUAACUAAUUGGAAAUUUCCGAAAAAACAAUAUACUGAUUCUGGAAGAAAUUCAAGACGUAAUUCUAGUAAUCAAAUAGAUAAUGUUAGUAAACAAUCUACUGAAGAUACAGAUCAGAUUGACACAAGCCCUGAAGUAACUAUCGAAGAAUUCUUUGAAUUAUGGGCAUUUAUUAAUAAGAUUUAUGAAAUUGAUAGUGAGACAAUAACUUCAAAACUGGUGGACGUCCUAAUAAAUGGUUUUUUUAAACAUUCUAUUGUACCAGCUUUACUCAGUCCAUUGGACGAGCAGGCAACUGCUGCAACAAGUUACCUUACAGAAAUUAUAAAAUCCAUCAGGUUUUAUCCAAUUUUAGAUAAAAUUCUUGUUCUACUUUUAGGUACAUCUCUUGAUCCUGAAAUAGCUCCUGAUGAACUUUCGCAGCAAGAUGCGGAUGCUAAAAAGACUACUCAAAUAGCUUCAUUAAGAGAAAUAUUAAUAGAACGUGGUGGUAGUCCCGAUGAUAGGAUUUCUUUAGCUACUCUAAAAUUAUUUGAUUCUAUACUAGAGUCAUUUAAUCAGUUCGGAUUGUACAAUCUAAUAUUUCGUAAUUUGGCCGAUCUUGAUACUUUCACGAAUGAAAAUUCUGUAAAAUAUUUACCAUAUAAUGAAAGAAAUUCGAAGGUAUUACUGCAUAGAUUACUUUCGUUGAUGCCACAAGAAGAUCACCCAUCAACUCCAACUUCGAUUUCAUUAGUCGUGGAAUUGGCUAGAAAAUUAGAUGAUGAAUUUGAUUAUGAAGAUUAUUUUUUAGAUGCUCAAAAACAAGUUCAAAUUAUUUCCUUAGCAUGUGAAAAUUGGUCUAAUCCUUAUCCUAUACCUUCAUCAUCAUCCUCUUCUAAUACUAAAGUACGAAGUAAAUUUUUUGAAGGUUCAUUUAUAACUAUGAUAUUUGAACAAUUAGAAAGCUUUCUUGAGAUGCCAUUAGAAAGAAAUUUGGUACUUACAAAUAUAAUAAGUAAAUUAGCUUGUAUACCAGAUAAAAGAAUUGAUUGGUUAUUGUACGGUGAAUUUUAUUCAAAUGAUAAAGUUGAUGUUAAUAUUAACGAUUCAAGUUUAAAAUUAAAUGAUCGAAAAUGUUUAGCUGAUAUUUUGGAAAAGAUCGCAUCAGACGCGAAAUUAGGUGCAUCAAAAGUUCCUAACUUUCAAACACGUGUUCAAUUAGCAAAACGACGUGGAAUGAGUAAUUCUUCCAGAAUGUCAUUUCAUAAAAGUAGUAGAUCAGGUAGUAUUUCAAGUAGUACACCAGUAUCACCUAUAUUAACAACACCUACUCAUAGUCGUACUCCAUCAACCGUGUCAUCAAAAAAAUCUAUUGAAUUAACAUCUAUUUAUAGUUUAACAAGUGAACCAACUUCGGCUCACUAUAAAGAUAAUACUAUAAAUCCUUUUGCGAAAUUUACAAAUUUUGUAAAUGCUUUUAUAGUAUUACAAGAAUUCUGCAAAGAAUUAGCAGCUAUUCUAUAUGUUAAAUAUUUGUAUAGUGAUCAUUAUGCUACAAUUAUUGAGGAGCAAAAGUAUGAUAUCAAAAAUAGCUCUGAUAAUCAAGAAAUUGGAUUUGACGAUGAUUCGUCUAAUUUUAAAAAUAACAAUGAUCAAGUAAAAAACAAUGAUUUAAAGGAUGAUGUUAUAUUAAUGCGAAAUAGUGAAAAUUUUGCAAAAUUGGUAAGAGAUACCAUGUCGGAAAUAAUAUAA
Messenger RNA from Dentiscutata erythropus, 2538 nucleotides. The record is from the annotation of a GenBank genome assembly. Lineage: Eukaryota; Fungi; Glomeromycota; Glomeromycetes; Diversisporales; Gigasporaceae.